Molecule: messenger RNA, 2503 nt
Organism: Gilbertella persicaria
Lineage: Eukaryota; Fungi; Mucoromycota; Mucoromycetes; Mucorales; Choanephoraceae
Exons: 2
Coding region: 233-2503 (756 amino acids)
Source: RefSeq, a predicted model, not a curated record
UCUGUUCAUAUAAGCAAAAGAAAAAAGUUUUGUAUGUAACGGCCCCCCUCCCUUCUUUGUUUAGUCAGGUUUACCUCCGUCCUGGACCUAGAUAGCAUUUUAACAGCUUUCUUUUAUACCCUUUUUUCUUUUUCAAUUCAUAGACAUCUUUCUUUCUCUGCCAUUCGAUCAUAGAAAAAUUAAGUCAGUGUACUAGUUGUAAUAAUUAAUAAGAAAAAAAAGAAGAAGAAAAAUGCCAGAACAGAUGUUUCCCAUUUGGGCAAUUGUACUUAUUGCUCUUCUUGCCAGUGUUUUCAUCACAACACUUUUCCUCUAUAUCAAAAUGCGAAAAAGAAGCAAAACCUCUGUUCAUUUUGAUGAUGAAGAAAUGAAUAAUGAAAAAGAGACAUUGUCUAGAGUAGAGUCCCUUCAAACAUUGGUCACACAAAAGCACAAAUCAUCUUUAACAAUUCAAAAACCCUCUAUGGAUUUUUCAGCAGUACUACCACCUAUGCCACCAUUAACUAAGACAUUGACCCAAUAUAACAAUGACAGUAUAAUUGACAAUGAAUCAUUGGCAAAGGAGCUUGAUACUUCCUUACUCGCGCCUUCUCAAUCAAACUUGAACUUUUCUGACAAAAUAGAGCUCAAUGAACUAUAUGACAGUACAAGACAACAGGAAGAAUUUAUCAGUAUUGAUCUUGAUGCACCCAUAUCACCUGUGCCAAAAUCACAUUCGCCAAAAGUAUUUGAUAAGGUUUUUGAGCAUCAAGUAUCACUCUCUAAAGCACAAAAUGUAUCAUCGUCAUCGGCCAAGACAAUAGCAGAUAAACCAGAAAUCAAGGAAAAGACAGAUCAAUUAGCUCAAGACUCUCCUGUUCCUCUUAAGUCUCUUGAACCUGUUUCUAAAGUUGUUAUUCGUUCGACUUCUUCUAGAAAAAAUCGGUCAUUCAUUACACUGAACGACAAUGAAAAGCGCAAAUCGAAAUUUGGUUCAGUUCGUUUCAAUAGUGUCCGUGCACCCAAGAGCAGCGAACAUCUCACUAUCACAUCAGGAUCCAUGAGACGUCUUGUCAGAGAAAGUAUCCUAGUGGAAGAUGAUCAUGCUUUGCCUUUACCUUCAGCAGCUACCAUUGCAUCCAAUACAAACGCGUCUAGAAAGCCUAUGACAAAUACCAGUGUACUUGAAAUUGCUGGUUGGUGGGAUACUCCUAAGAGCUCUAGUACAAGUUUUCAAGUUGAAAAACAACCCCUGAAAACUAUCAUAUCUGGUGGAGAUAGUACAUCAAGUAGUAGUACACCUCCUCAAUAUCGCGCUUCCCUUUCAACUUCUGUUUUUAGUCAUGGUACAUUAUCCAAGUCAUCUAUGUUAGAAGCGGCUUCUGCUAUGUCUCGGCAUAGCUCCUUUAAAAAGACAAGCGCGGGUACACUUGGCAGAAACACGUUAAGAAAUAUUGCAGCACAAAAUGUUAAUCGCUCAUUAAAAUCAUUAUUUGAUGCUGCUUCAAACACAGUAGUUCCUGACGACAGUCUAAAAAUGGAAAUCGAUGAUGAUUCUUAUGUAGACAGCAGUAACGACAGUAUUGUAUCCAGCACUCAACAAGCUCAUUCUCGCAUUCAAAGAAAAGACACUUAUUCAUCGAAACGCUCCUACCUUCAUCAAGAAACACAGUUAGUUUCUUCAGAAUCAUCUACAAAGUAUGCAUUAUCAGACGAAGAAAGUGAAGUCAUGUCAAAUGAAUUGUUGAAUGAUCAUCUACAGCAUAUAGAUGCUACUGUUCAAGAAGCUGCCUCAGACACAGUUAUUUCUACUGGCAAAGUGAAUGUGGUUCGACGUAUGUUACAAGAAACUUGGAAUAACAAUAUCAAGGAUAGCGGGUCUACCUAUAGCAUGUUAUCAGAAAUUGAGCUAUCAUCACCCUUACCGUUGAAUACAAAGCUACCAUCUCGACUAGCACAGUAUUCCUCUCAACAUCCUCAAGUUCCUUUAGAGGAUAGUGUUGCUAUAAGCGGUCCUAAACCAUCUGCUUCUUUCUCUUCUUCUACUGUACGCACAGUUAUACCUGCUGUAGACACAUCAGAUCUUGCUAAUACACGUCAAAAUGCCAUUACGAUUAAACAUGGAAGCAACAAAAUUCAACAAGACCAUGAUUCGUUUCGAUUCUCAUCAACAUCUUCUGCCGUUAUGAAUGAUAGCAAUAUCUUAUUCUCUUCACCACGCCACAGUAGUAUCGGGAGUAGUACUCGAAAUCAUAGCCGAAAGAGCAGUGGGGGCAACAGUGCAGCAACAGCAUUGCGCCUUAGUAAUGGUCAUACGAAUAAGACAUGGAAUGGAAGAGCCAAUAAGGCUACAAGACCCUCUGUGGUACAACAGUUUGGCAACAACCAAGUCGAUGAGCGAGCCUUUUUCAGUACUAUGCGAAAGGGUCAAAAGACAAGAGCGCAUAUUCCUUGGUCUACAUUAGAACAAGAAAAGACACCAGCUCAAAUUGAACGUGAUAAAUAUUUACAAGCAAGACAAUAA